UCUCAUCUCAUGGUCUUUAAAAAGGAUCAAACAUAGUAUAGCUUGGACUCUUUUGCCGUCUAUGAUCUCUCUCGAUCUCUCAUCUUAGCUCUCUCUAUCUCUCUUUGUGUUUUCAUCUCUCUUUCUCAUCAAUGGGUUCGAAUUUUCAUUACUCUAUAGAUCUUAACGAAGAUCAAAACCAUCAAGAAGAGCCCUUUUUCUAUCCUCUUGGAUCCUCUGCGUCUCUUGUUAAUCAUCAUCAUCAUCAUCAAGUUCCUUCUAAUUCUUCAUCUUCGUCCUCUUCCAUGUCGUCUCUAUCCUCUUAUCUCCCUUUCUUGAUCAACUCUCAAGAAGAUCAACAUGUUGCCUACAAUAACACUUAUCAUGCUGAUCAUCUCCAUCUUACUCAACCCCUUAAGGCCAAGAUCUUUAACGGUGGAUCAUCAUCAUCAACAUACGAUCUCAUGGUGCCAAAGAAGGAGACAAGACUGAAACUAACGAUAAGGAAAAAAGAUCAGCACGAAGACCAAACCGACUUUUUUCAUCAAAACCCGACAAAGCUCAAUUCAGACUCCGACAAGUGGCUGAUGUCCCCAAAGAUGCGGUUGAUCAAGAAAACAAUCACCAACAAUAAACAGCCCAUUGAUCGCACUAAUAAUACUAAUAAUAAUCAUACAGAAGAACACUACCCUUUAAAUCAUAAGACUAGUUUCGAAGAAGAUCACGAUGAAGAUCUCAAGAAAGUGUCAACCAGGACAACGACAACGGAAAAUCGCUACAAUACAAUCAACGAGAUUGGUUAUGGUAAUAACAAUGGCGUGAUUAGGGUUUGCUCUGAUUGUAACACCACCAAGACUCCUCUCUGGCGAAGCGGGCCUCGAGGUCCCAAGUCUCUUUGUAACGCAUGUGGCAUAAGACAAAGAAAGGCGAGACGGGCGGCAAUGGCUGCAGCCGCAGCUGCCGGCGAUCAAGACGUGGUGGCAGCGCGGCAACAAUUACCGGUGAAAAAGAAAUUACAAAACAAGAAAAAGCGAUGUGACAAAUACAAUCUGUCUCCUCCGGUGGUGGCCAAAGCAAAAAAGUGCAAGAUCAUAGAAGAAGAAGUGCCGGCGAUGGCUGCCGGAGAUUCGGAGAUCAGCAAAUCAACAACUUCUUCUGAUUCUUCAAUUUCGUCGAACAAGCUUUGCUUUGAUGACUUGACGAUAAUGUUGAGCAAAAGCUCAGCUUAUCAACAAGUGUUCCCACAAGAUGAGAAGGAAGCUGCUAUUUUGCUCAUGGCUCUGUCGUAUGGAAUGGUUCAUGGUUGAUCAGAUAAUUACAAUUAUCUUCUGAUGACAAAAAGAGGUUUAUUUUUAUAGUUAUAUAUACCAAAGUAAUCAUAAUAAUGAUUAAUUGUUAAAUCCUUGAGUGAUUAAAGUAGUUUUUGCAGCUGGUCUACGAUAAAACUUUUAAAAAUAAGUGUGUGAGAGUCUAAUAUAAUAAUAAUAAUUAAUAGCUCUAUAUAUAUGUUUUGGGAGAUUUUGGUUUAGGGUUUAUAUGUUGCGUUUUUCCCCGAUGGAACAUUAAUCACCCGAUAAUGUGGGCUCUUGUUCAUUUACA
Molecule: messenger RNA, 1578 nt
Organism: Eutrema salsugineum
Lineage: Eukaryota; Viridiplantae; Streptophyta; Magnoliopsida; Brassicales; Brassicaceae
Product: GATA transcription factor 21
Exons: 3
Coding region: 132-1286 (384 amino acids)
Biological process (GO): regulation of DNA-templated transcription
Molecular function (GO): sequence-specific DNA binding; zinc ion binding
Source: RefSeq, a predicted model, not a curated record